This is a messenger RNA of Cucurbita moschata (crookneck pumpkin), 2453 nucleotides long. RefSeq lists its product as uncharacterized. Lineage: Eukaryota; Viridiplantae; Streptophyta; Magnoliopsida; Cucurbitales; Cucurbitaceae. Gene Ontology annotation, molecular function: alpha-(1->6)-fucosyltransferase activity. The record is from RefSeq and is a predicted model, not a curated record. Gene Ontology annotation, biological process: protein N-linked glycosylation. The coding region runs from base 529 to 2271 and encodes 580 amino acids. The transcript has 9 exons.
CGAACCCCACUUGUUGAUUCUUUGCUCAAUUUAUUGCGUUAAUCUGUAUUUCUUUUGCUUUUUGUUCAUCUUUUUGUUUUUGUUUUGUUUCUUCCCUUCUGUGAAUCGAUAAAGGGCUUUUGAAUGGACCAAACAAGCUAAUCCACCUCUGUUUUGUUGGAGUCUGUGAUGAUCGGCUUUUGGAGAUUCUCUUAUCUUAUCGUUCUUAAUCUCUUCAGUUUUUUGCAGUUCAACAGAAGAUAAGGCUGAACGCUAGAUUCGAAUUCCAAGUUUGUUCUUCGUUCUUCGUGGUCGAUUGUUGGUUUUAGGCUGUUUUAGGCUGUUUUCUAUCCGAUCUUCUGGUGUUCUUAACUAUUUUUCUUCAUUGCCAAACGUUUCAGGUAUAUGAAGGUGAGCCACUGAUUUUUAAGAGGUUCUAAAGUGAAAAACAGAUGGAGUAGAAGUAGAGUAUGUGUAUCAUGUGAUAGGAGUUAAUAGGGUGGUUGAGUUUGGCUUGAAAUUUUAGAAGGAAAAAGGUUUUGGGUUAAAAUGGAAGCACAGAAUCAGAAGUCUCUGGAAAGAGUUGUUUCACAAAAGGCUUUGCAAUUAGGGAGUUCAUUUCCUUGUCAAAUUUGUGUUGUGGGAUUUCUCUGUGGAGUUUGUAUUGCCUCUCUGUUUCUUGGUGCUUUUGCUUCAUUUGGUGCUCCUUUAGGAUUUGGUUGGAGUUCUUUGUCGUCUAAUUCACUGCCUGCUUCGUUCUGGAACUCCACUUCUGAAGCUAUAAACUGUAACUUGAAAGUAGAGGAGGUCGAGAGACCGAAGGAUUUUCGGAAAAUCGAGGUACAUAAGGAUGAGGAUAAAGUGUCCUUGCUAUAUGCAGCUUGGAGUUCUUCGUUGACUGAACCGAUCAGGGGAAAUAAUGCAUUUUCACGGUAUCUUGGACUGGAUAAAGCAACAGUACCAAAUGCACCCCAUUUGGAAGAUUGCAAGUUGAAAGUAGAAGCAAAUAAGCGCUUCGAUGAGCGGACCGAUGGAUUCCUUCGCUGGACAAGUUGGAAAGGGUUCUUAGACAUGCACCCGACUGCUACGAGUGAGGAAUCGAGCUACCUUCGGCACCAAGAAAUGUCUAAAGGUUCCUACCCUCCCUGGGUUACAGGAUCAGAUGAAGAAAACUACCCCUUAACUAGAAAAGUACAGCGCGAUCUAUGGAUCCAUCAGCAUCCAUUGAACUGUAGAGAUCCAAAUGUUCGGUUUCUUGUAGCUGAUUGGGAGCGGUUACCUGGAUUUGGUAUCGGAGCUCAGAUAGCUGGAAUGUGUGGCCUUCUGGCUAUAGCAAUCAACGAGAAGAGGGUUCUCGUUACGAAUUAUUAUAAUCGAGCAGACCAUGAUGGAUGUCAAGGCUCGUCUCGGUCCAGUUGGUCCUGCUACUUCUUCCCCGAAACAUCCCAAGAAUGUCGGGACCGUGCAUUUGAACUUUUGGGAAACAACACAGCAUGGAAGAGUGGAAUCAUAACAGCAAAAGAAAAUUACAGCACCAAGGAAAUAUGGACUGGUCGGGUUCCUAGAAUAUGGGGAAAUCCUUGGAGUUAUAUGCAACCCACAACAGAAGUAAAUGGAAGUUUACUUUCUAAUCAUCGAAAAAUGGACAGAAGGUGGUGGAGAGCACAGGCAGUGCGCUACUUAAUGAGAUUUCAGACAGAAUACACAUGUGGCUUAAUGAAUGCUGCCCGCCACGCCGCAUUUGGAAAGGAAGCUGCAGAAAUGGUUCUCAAAAGUGUCGAUGGAAAAUGGCCAAAGAACGAUUCAAUGGUAUCGAAACAUGAUAUCGAAGAAUUUGUUUGGUCGAAUCACAAGCCAUGGAUACCUAGGCCACUGUUAAGCAUGCAUGUAAGAAUGGGAGAUAAAGCCUGUGAAAUGAAGGUUGUUGAAUUUGAAGAAUACAUGGCCCUUGCUGGGCGUAUUAGAAGACGAUUUCCAAAUCUUGACAGCAUUUGGCUUUCGACCGAAAUGCAGGAAGUGAUCGAUAAAACAAGAAGUUAUCCGUCCUGGAAAUUUUACUAUACAAAUGUGAAGCGACAAGUAGGAAACCUUACGAUGGCCACCUACGAAGCACAGCUCGGUAGGAUAACCAGUACAAACUAUCCUCUUGUAAACUUCUUGAUGGCAACUGAAGCUGACUUUUUCAUUGGAGCAUUGGGUUCAACAUGGUGCUUUCUUAUAGAUGGAAUGAGAAAUACAGGAGGCAAAGUAAUGGCUGGAUACUUGAGUGUUAACAAGGAUAGGUUUUGGUGAACUGAAAAUUGUAUCUCUAGUCGAUCAUUUGUAAAUAGGAUUCCUUUUUUUCCAUUGUCCUUUUUGUCUUCCUCGUGUAGGGGGAAGAGGGAGGGAGAUAGAAUAAUGAGAUCUUGUGGUAUAUAUCGUACGUGUACAGAAAGAUUGAUUGGAAAUAAAAGUCUGUUCCUUUUUUAUGGUUA